Molecule: messenger RNA, 279 nt
Organism: Sungouiella intermedia
Lineage: Eukaryota; Fungi; Ascomycota; Pichiomycetes; Serinales; Metschnikowiaceae
Source: the annotation of a GenBank genome assembly
AUGUUACUACUCUCCAUCCUCUUGACUCUCGCCACUUAUCUCUUCCUCGCCAUGUCGCAGAAUCAAGAAAACCCACAAGGUCAAGAAGAUCUUUUGGUCACCAUUGGCAACAAACAGGUACCCCUCUCCAAGAUUAACAAGCCCCACAACGUGGUGGUUGGAGGUGUGGACAAGCCUGUUCCAAACUUGCAACAAUUCCCAGAUGUUGAGCCGGAGGCAAAGGCUCGUGAGGCCAAAUUGGAUGCGGAAAGAGCUGCUAGAAAGAAAGAGGAGUUGUAA